UUCACUAGAAGAGUAAAACCCGAUCACGACGGUCUCUGAAUCUCAAUUAGGGUUCAUUUCAGAAAUUCCCGAUGAAAUCCCGGUGAACAUGGAAGAAGACCUCCAAAUUUCCCUCGACAAGCUCCCAAUCAAACGCGUAGAGUUCGUCGAAGAAAACGGCGACGAACGGUUUCCUUCAAGCGAUGUUGGGUACGAUGAGAAAACGGUGAGCUUGAUAAGGAGAAUUGACUUCGCGUGGGCGGUGGAGAGAGAGGAUCCGAGUAAGAAGCAGAAGAAGAGUAGUGCAGACUCGAGUUCUUCGUCCAAGGAGACAAGCGCCAAUCAACCAUGGCCGUGGCAGAGCUUGGUGGAGAAUUUGCAGCUGGCUCAUCAAGAGCUCUCUGUCAUCAUCGAUCUCAUCAAUACUGUGGAAGCAAAUGAUGCAGUAACAGUGGCUAGCAUGACCAGGCCGAAGCAAUUACCUAAUGAGCUUCUAUCUGACCUUGCUGUAUCUAUGACCACCAAGCUGCAAAGUUUUCGGCACUUUGGGAAGUAUUUUAAGCAAUCUGCAAAAGCAUUGGAGAAGCAGGUAGCUAGGGAAGCAAGAUUUUAUGGUGCUUUGAUAAGGUUGCAGCAAAAUUGGAAAAUUAAACGGCAUCGGAUGAUGGCUGCCACUUCUGGAAAUGAGGGAUUUUACAUUGACUUAUUUGACAAUACAUUACAUGAUCCAGCAUUUGUAUUCCGUCCUUCGUCUGUUUCUGUGAUUCGUAUUGAGCAUGACCCAGCUGGAAUGCUGGCUGUAAAUUUGCCGCCUAAUUCAUGUCAAACUCUUCAAUUCGAGUUUCUUGGUGCAUAUUCAACUGGUAAUGCUAGGAAAUCUACCAAGACAAAAGUGAGGGGCAUCAUUACGGAAUCUGCUGGAGAAUCUAAGAAAGAGAAAAGUGAUGAUGAACAUGUGAAAGAAACACAUUGUACCCUACGUGAAGUCCAUAGAGCCAUAUUCGAUGAGCAGGUAUUUGAUCUGGUGAAUCGUGAAGCAUUCAACCCAUCUUUAGGUGUUGAUGUGACAGGAAUUCAAGAAAACUAUUUGCGUUUAGGCAUUGGUCAAGGAGCAUCUGUGUCUCUCUCACUUGUGUCAUCUAAUGAAGGUGAUCAAAUAUUCAAUGGUGAAGGUGAUGACAAUGUGGGUGCUGCAGUAGUGCCUGUGGAGUCUUUUGCUGGAUCUAAAUUAGAUGAUAGUAAAUUGGACUUGAAGAAGUUAGGGAAUCUUAAUCAGAUCAGUUUUGAAAUUUAUUUGCGACAAAUUUUCCAUGAACAUGUGUUUGCAAGAGCCAAAAAUAGAUCAUUGAAUUCUGUCAAAUCUCAAGCAUCUGGUCUGCCUACAAAGGAUGGUCCAAAUCUUCUCAGUCAUUUCUGCAUGUCUCUGGCUCACAGAAUCUUCUCAAACAAAGUUCUUGCAGAGCUGGAAUGUCUGGUUAGCAGAACACCUUAUGUCGAAUUGAUAUCUCACCCCACUUGGCACUCUCGAACAUCGUCAUGGACGCUCUUGAUGAAGGUACCUCAGUCAAUUCUCAAUGCAGGGAACGAGAUUCAUGCAUCCUACCUGGAUAAGAAUGUGAAGUCUCAGUUCCGGACUAAGGUUUCAGUGUAUGAUGAUUGCAUCAGCGUGGAAGGUGAAGGUGCCCCCAACGUCGUCGGUCUGUUCAAGGGAAAAUCUGAGGUCACGUGCUCUAUCAACAGAUAUGAUUGUGAUUUAGCAGAUCUUCCUGCCAUUCUGCUGCAGCAGGUAGCCAGCCAAGUUAUUCGGUGGCUUCGUGAGGAGGCUCUAAUGGUGGGCAUUAAAGCUAAUAGAGACUUUUUAUCAUUGUGGUUUGAGUUGGAGCAAGGCGAGACAGUUGGUCUCGUGGCACAUAUUGACCCCAAAGAUCCUAUAGGAUGCAUCUCUUGGUGGUUGGUAAUGGAGGAUGGUUACUCGGAUGAAAACAAACUUAAAGUUGACAUUUCUAAUGGGGAAUCAGAAAGAAGGAAGUUCUUAGGCUAUUUGUCUUUAGGUGUAUUGUACUCUACUUUGUUGGACUUGGUUAGCCUGAGCAGUGGUUCAGGGAUGAAUUAAACUCAUUCCAUCUUAACUUUACUUGAUAUGCAUUUCCUGAAUGUAGUUUAAUUUUUUCUAGUA
Messenger RNA from Ipomoea nil (Japanese morning glory), 2155 nucleotides. Its product is annotated as mediator of RNA polymerase II transcription subunit 17. The record is from RefSeq and is a predicted model, not a curated record. Lineage: Eukaryota; Viridiplantae; Streptophyta; Magnoliopsida; Solanales; Convolvulaceae. Gene Ontology annotation, molecular function: transcription coregulator activity. Gene Ontology annotation, cellular component: mediator complex; core mediator complex. The transcript has 8 exons. Bases 89 to 2092 code for a protein of 667 amino acids. Gene Ontology annotation, biological process: regulation of transcription by RNA polymerase II.